AUGCUGCUUGUUCUUCAAUGGAGAUUCUAUAAAUUGUUGCAGAUUCUAGAUUGAGAUCUCGGUUCAAGAAAAGCGGGCACAAUCUCAUCAUAAAUCGGUCCAUAACCCGUAGUAGUUGGGUCAUCUUAGAUUUCUAAGGAGAUGCAACACCAUCCUAGAUAAUAAUCUGAUGUACAGUCAGUGUAGCAACAGGGAAUGGAACCUGAAGUAAGUAGAUUCAGAGCCAUGGGCCACUAAACUAGGGGACAUGUUCGUAUCAGAUUAUAGGCCUUGCAGUGAUUUGAUGAUCACUCCGACUUUGGAUUUCUAUCCCUUUAUCUGUUGCAUUGCCCUAUUAUGUUAAGAGGUAUAUAUAUGAGAUGGGAUCACAAUGCCGGUGGAAUGCUCUUCAGGAAGACUCGUGGGAUGGGAGCUGCCCGCAAGCUUAAGAACCACCGGAGGACUCAGAGGUGGGCCGACAAAGCGUACAAGAAGAGUCAUCUUGGGAACGAAUGGAAGAAGCCCUUCCAAGGUUCUUCCCACGCCAAGGGCAUCGUCCUGGAGAAAAUGUUAGCCCAUCCUCUUCCUUCUCCCCCCCACUUAUCUUCCUUCCUGAGGGCACCAUCUUUCUGCUCACUCCAUCGGCAAUGGAACCCUGAUCACAGAGGCAUCGAGGCCAAGCAACCCAACUCUGCCAUCCGCAAAUGUGCCCGAGUCCAGUUGAUCAAGAACGGCAAGAAGAUCGCCGCCUUUGUGCCCAACGACGGCUGUUUAAACUACAUUGAGGAGAACGUAGGAUUGGAAAUUUCUCACUAAUCUUUUCUCUCAAGAUUGGAUUGGAAUUUAUUUUCUCUUCGCUGGGAGGACUAAAAAUCUCCUGGUUUUGUGCAGGAUGAAGUGCUGAUCGCGGGGUUCGGGCGGAAGGGGCACGCCGUCGGAGAUAUCCCCGGAGUCAGGUUCAAGGUCGUCAAGGUCUCGGGCGUCUCUCUGCUGGCUCUCUUCAAGGAGAAGAAGGAGAAGCCAAGGUCCUGA
Spirodela intermedia is the source of this 1011-nucleotide messenger RNA. Lineage: Eukaryota; Viridiplantae; Streptophyta; Magnoliopsida; Alismatales; Araceae. The record is from the annotation of a GenBank genome assembly.